Messenger RNA from Drosophila kikkawai, 4527 nucleotides. It is a transcript of the gene Pex23, whose product is annotated as peroxin 23. Gene Ontology annotation, molecular function: carbohydrate binding. Gene Ontology annotation, cellular component: membrane. The record is from RefSeq and is a predicted model, not a curated record. NCBI's taxonomy places the organism in Eukaryota, Metazoa, Arthropoda, Insecta, Diptera, Drosophilidae.
UUCAACCAUGGUCAUACUGACGGCCGUCUUGCAGAAAAAUCAAUUUUCGCAAUUGUAAACAUGAUGUGAGACAAAGAGGAGAAUCGCAAGACGUAGAAGAUCCAACCAUGCCCAGCUCAUACUUGUUCGCCGCCAGCAGCGAGGGACGCGUCUACACGCUGUCCACCAGCUCGGGUGCGUGGCGCGAACUGCCGUACCUGGGACUGGAGUUCAAGAAGAUCUGCGCUGUGCCCAAUUUUCUGUGGGCCAUUGGCGGCGACCGUCAGGUGUACGUGCACGUCCAUGGCCUGGACGUGCCCAUCCGGAUCAGGGAGGAGUCGUACGAGAAUGAGCGCUGGCUACCCAUCGAGGGAUUCUCGAAGACACUGCUGCCCACGGAUCGGUACAAGUACUCCUCGGUAGAUGGCAGCGUGGAGCGCAGUGUGGACAAGAUCCGGUUGCCUUCGAUGGCCUGGCAGUGGGACGGCGACUGGCAUCUGGAUCUGGAGCUGGACGGCCAGCAGUUGCCCGAGGAUGGCUGGAUGUACGCCCUGGACUUUCCCGCUUCCUAUUCGGCCAAGAAGUCGUGGAACUCAUAUGUGCGGCGCCGCAAGUGGAUACGAUUCCGGCGCUAUGCCGCCCUGAAUAGCUGGUGCGCUGUGGCUCCGCUGCACAAGGAUCCCACGCAGGAGCCCUUCAUUGACGUGGCAAUCGGUGGCACCAACGUACCCAAUGCCCCGGCCGGCACCUUGUGCGUCUGGGCCAUUACCGCCCACGGCCGAGCUAUGUUUCGCACGGGUGUAUCCAAAUCGGCACCCGAGGGCCUCCGCUGGACCGCUGUUCCCACGCCCACCGGCAGUGAGUUGUCACAGAUUAGCGUUGGCCCCACGGGCUUGGUCUGGGCGGUUCUCUACAACGGUCGGGUGAUCGUGCGUACCGGAGUCACCCGGGAUAAUCUUUCGGGAGAGUCUUGGCUGGAUGUCAAGACCCCAGUGGCAUCCUGCAGCCUGCGAAUAGUUCACGUCUCCGUUGGCACCGAUGCCGUGUGGUGUGUGACCAACGACCAUCAUGCCUGGUUCAGGAGAGGCAUUAAGGGCGAAGCGGCCGGCAUAAGUGAGGAUUCGGCCAUAGGCAAGGGCUGGGUGGAAAUGGUGGGCAACAUCUCCACGGUUUCCGUGGCAGCCAACGAUCAGGUCUUUGCCGUUGGAGCCGCCGACCGGUGCUUGUACCAUCGGUCUGGUGUGACCACAGCAGAUCCCACCGGUAAAAAGUGGCGCCUGAUUCAGUGUCCCAUGCAGAUCAGUCGCACUUCCAGCUCUCUAUCGAUUGUGUCCCGUAAGAGCGGCGGCAGCAGCUCCACUCCCGGCUCCAAGCACCAGAGUUUCUCCAAUCUCUACUCCAAGGAGAAGGAGAAGGGAGUGGUGGAGACGUGCGCCGUGAUUGAGACCGUGCUGCACGGCUCGACAGGUUCAUGCGCCAGCCCUGGAGCAGCAACUGCCAGCUUUCUCAAGCACGAACGCUAUCGUCUUGGCGCGGACUCACCCCCGACCAUAGGGAGUCUUAACCUGAAUGAUCGCCACAAGCAGCGAACUGCUGCUCUCAGGGAGACCUCGCAUGCUUCCAGUGCUCCGGCCGCGGAUGUGGUCGAGAUCAGUGGGAAGUUUGAGACCCAGCUAAGGAAUCCACGCGCCUGGUCGCCCGUACGCAGUGUGGGUUCCGUUGUGGGAAUGGAAGCUCAUCCGGAGAGCGAUUCCACGGUAUUCGAAUCGGACUCUACGCACCACGGAUCGGAUGUUUUCCUAGGCGAAGAUGACGACCACACGGGCUCCCAGUUUUGGACGGAAUGCGGCAUCCUAUGGAGCUGCGUGGCUCCGGGUGCCGUCACCGUGGAUGCUAGCAACAUGCCUAAUUGGUUCAACGAGCAGCUGACCAGCGACAGCAAAGUGGAUGUGAAUGCCAAUUGGCGGAAGGAUAUUCUUAGCAAACUGCAGCGCCGGCAGGAAAGGCUUGCCAAGCUCCAAACUGUGGCCAAGUUCGAGAAGGCAGUGGAGCUCUCCUCGUGGGUAAAGUCAGCGGAUGCACGCUACCAGAGACCUGGCGGAGAAUUCGAGGAUUGCAUCAUAGAAUUGGAAUGGGUAAGCAGCGGCAGUGGCAGUGAUUCUUCCAGAUCCGGGGACUCUGGCACUUUUACGGUUCUCAGUCCCGAUGGAGCCGCCACGAAAAUACAAUUUCCCCUGUCGGACAUCACCUGCGUUCAGUGCUGCAGUGAAGCAGGAGCACCCAGGAUCGCUAUACACGCUCCUCAUCUGCCGGUAAACUGCUCGCCCGUCAAGCUGCAAUUCUCCAGCGACUCGGAGAUGGAAGAUUGGCUAUCCCAUCUGUCCUCGGUGUGCAGCCAGAUCAACACGCUGGUUGGCAAGCCGGCUAGCAAGGCCAUCUGGCUAACCAGCGAGCUGGGCGAUGUGUUUGUCUUCGAUGCGGCCAACAUGAAAGCCGCACAGCAGACGAUCGAGCCGGGCGAGGGAUAUGUUGAGAAAAUGGACGUCUCCACGUGCGAGACACCCUACUACAACACGCUCUACAAUGGAAUGCCGUGCGGCACCGAACUGGAGAUAUCCGGCUGUGUCUAUGACGAUGCCGAUCAGAUUCGUUUCGAUCUGCAGUCACACUCCACCGUCAAGGUGCUGCCGCAUCGCGUGGAGAAGCAUCGUGUGAUUGCCUUGCAUCUGAAUCCGCGCUUCAACGAACGCACCACUGUGCUCAAUUCGAUGAAGGAGUCCGAGUGGCUGGAUGAGAUUCGCAAUGAUAAAAUGGCCUUUGCACCGGGGGCUACAUUCUCCCUGAAAAUAAGAGCUCUGCAGGAUCACUACCUGAUGAUUGUGAAUAAUGCCGUGUACACCGACUACAAGUACCGCAUCGAUCCGGAGAGUGUAACGCGUCUGUAUGUGAGCGGUCGCAUCAAGCUCUUCAGCGUACUCUACCGCUGUCCCUCGCCGAUCGUCUCCAUGGAACGCAUGCACUGGCGCCAGAUGGGUGGCCACAUUAAGCGGGUCUUCAACAGCGGCGUUGACGUAGUUUGGGGCAUUUCCUGUGACAACACCGCUUGGGUCUACAACGGUGGCUGGGGCGGGAUGUUCCUGAAGGGACUAGAGGGUUCGGGCAAGAUUAACCCCAUGAUUGAUACGCACACCUACUAUGUGUACGAGAAUCAGCGCUGGAAUCCGAUCAGCGGGUUCACCGCCAAGAGCCUGCCCACGGAUCGGCACAUGUGGAGCGAUGCCAGUGGGCGGCAGAAGCGCAGCAAGGAGCACACAAAGCUGCUUUCGACGCACUGCGAAUGGAUCUCCGAUUGGGCAAUCGACUACAACAUUCCCGGGGGCGCGGACAAGGAGGGCUGGCAGUAUGCCAUCGACUUUCCCGCCAACUACCAUGCCCACAAGAAGCUCACGGACUGCGUGCGUCGUCGGAGAUGGAUGAAGAGAUGCCGCCUCAGCAGCAGCGGUCCCUGGCAGGAGCUGAGCCAGUCUAAAAUACUGGAUGCAGCCCUUCAGGUUUUGGACGACGAUGUGGACAGCGGGCAGGGUGAGAAUACAGCGGUUACGGCCUGGGCCAUUGCCUCGAACGGUGACGUGCUCAUCCGACACGGCGUAUGCUCCAUGAAUCCGCGUGGCGAUGCCUGGGAGCACAUAACCAGCGACCAGCCGCUCGUGGGUAUAAGCAUGGGACCCACAGGUCAGGUGUGGACUGUGGCCCGAAACGGCAUGGUGUUCUUCCGGUACGGCAUCAGCAGGCAGAAUCCCUGCGGCGAUGCCUGGCAACAGGUGGAGGCCCCGGCGGGCGUUACCUUCAAGGCGAUAAGCGUUGGACGCGCUGGGAUUUGGGCGCUGGACAACCAGCAGCGACUGGCUGUGCGAAAGGAGAUCUCAAAGACCUUCCCCGAGGGCUCCCACUGGCAGUUUCUGCCCAAUGCCGCCAAUGUGCCGCCGCACACUGAGCAGCACUGCGGCUUCCGAUCCGUGUCCGUGGGCGCCGAGGUGUGGGCUAUAUCCCUAAACGGCAUUAUCUGCCGGCGCUGCGGGAUCACCAAGGAAAAUCCAGCAGGCGUUGGCUGGAACCUGGGCAUUGCGGGACAAUGGCAAAAUGUCUCAGUCGAAGGAUAUAUGUAAAGAUGUCUUGGUUUCCAUAUAUACAUGUGUGUCAUUCCUAUAUACAUACGUACGUUCCGGAUUGUUGUAUUUAUUUAAAACAUAAAUCGUAAGCUUUUUCGAUUAUGCCAAUGCUUUUCCAAAUAUAUAUUUACAGCCAAGUUUGCUAUAUACCUUUAAAAUGCCCCUAGAAAGGCAUUAUAUAUAUUUAGAGUUGUACCAAAUAAUAACUUAAACCAAUAUUACUAUUAUGCCAUUAUUUAAGAUAAUUUAUUUGAGCUGAAACAAUUGUACAACGUUUUUGUUUAGUUUAACACAAUAAGCUUUCGUGAUUGUAUUAUUUAUCGUGUUGUAAGCAACAAUUAAAAACCUCAAGAAUAAAAGUAUUAAUGUGACAAAACAA